Molecule: messenger RNA, 1143 nt
Organism: Hyaena hyaena (striped hyena)
Lineage: Eukaryota; Metazoa; Chordata; Mammalia; Carnivora; Hyaenidae
Gene: RITA1
Product: RBPJ interacting and tubulin associated 1
Exons: 3
Coding region: 146-1033 (295 amino acids)
Biological process (GO): Notch signaling pathway; negative regulation of Notch signaling pathway; nuclear export
Cellular component (GO): nucleus; cytoplasm
Molecular function (GO): tubulin binding
Source: RefSeq, a predicted model, not a curated record
GCAGGGGGCUGCCCGGACAGCCUGGGGUCCCGGGCUCCCGGGGUCCAAGCUGCAGAUAAACUGGGGCCUCGGAAGCACCCGGGAAGGAAUCCGUAUCAGAUGAGGAAGGGGCGAUGAGGUUGCAGCCGACAGUCCGCGAGCCAAGAUGCUCAGGGAGCCCUGGAGGCAGGGCCUGGCAGGCAGAGCUUGCCUGGUAUCACCCGGGACCGUGGGCAGCAUGAAGACCCCCGCGGAACUGGCCGUCGGUGGGAUGCAGACCCUCCACCUUCAGCACCGUUGCCGGGGCGGGUACCGGGUCAAGGCCAGGGCCUCAUACGUGGAUGAGACUUUGUUUGGCAGCCCUGCGGGUACCCGGCCCACACCACCAGACUUUGACCCGCCGUGGGUGCAGAAGCUCGACAGAACCAGUCGAGUGGGAGUGGGCACAGGGACAUCACCAGCCUUGGGGGCCAACGGGAGCUGUGAGACCACCUCCUCCAGGGUCAGCACCCCGACCCUCACACCAAGGAAGAAGAACAAAUACAGACUGAUCAGCCACACUCCUUCUUACUGUGACGAGUCACUGUUCGGCUCCCGGCCCGAGGGCAGCAGCUGGGAGGGCCCAUGGAUGGCGAAGGGGGACUCUGCAAAACUCCAUGCCCUCUUCUGGACGCCCCCAGCCACCCCCAGGGGCAGCCACUCGCCCCGCCCCAAGGAGACCCCGCUGCGGGCCGUUCACCCAGCUGGUCCCUCGAAGCCAGAGCCCCAGGUGGCAGCAGACACCCGGAAGUCGUCCGUGGAUGGGUUUGACUCUCCACGCCCUCUGAGGCGAGAACGCUCCCAUUCCCUCACACGCCUGAGUGUCCCCAGCACGGGUCGCCCGCCCUCCAGUGCCCCCUGCGUCAGUGGGCCCCGGGAUCCCAGGCCUUCCCCGGCGGGGAUGACCUUCCAGAGCCCCCUCGUGACUCCCAGGGCUCACUCAGGCCGUGUUUCAGUGCCAGCUGCCCCCCAGCGAGGGGGGGCCACCCAGAAACCAAAGCCCCCUUGGAAAUGAAUUUCUUGAUUCUCAGGUGAGGGACACGGUUUCGGAAGAGGGCGUUGGCUGGGGCGCCUUUGGGGGCACCAGGGUCUCCUAGGCAACCACGAAGCAUCUGAGGAGCGCGU